UGUAAAUCUAAAAGUUAAAAUGAGAAUCUGCAAUUUCUCGUCAAUUUCUUCAUACCAUUGUUCCUUUACAACAUCGCGAAAAAGGUUUGCAAUAACGAAUCCAAAUAGGAUUGGAGCAUCAUGCACUACUACAACUCAUCACAAAUGGAACGUCUCCAAAGAUCUUACAUCAAAUUUGGAGGGACACAACUCUUCGGAGAAGUUGUGGGUGGACUACAAGGAAAAAAUGGGAGAGAUUAAGCAACUAUUAUUGCAACAUUCGAAUCUUGAUGAAGAGAUGAAUGGAAAGGAGAGUUUAAUUUUGGUGGAUGCAAUUCAAAGGGUGGGAAUGGAACAUCAUUUUGAUGAGGAGAUUGAGAUGAUUCUUGGACGACUGUAUUAUUCCACCAACAACUUUGAUUUUAUUCAUCAUGAUUUAUAUUAUGUUUCUUUGCAUUUCCGAUUACUCAGAAAUCAAGGAUACUAUGUUCCACCAGAUGCGUUGAGUGUUUUCAAGGCAGAUGAUGGGAAAUUCAAAGAGAAAUUAAGGCAAGAUAUUGGAGGAUUAAUGGAACUGCAUGAAGCUGCCCAACUAGGUUUGCGUGAUGAAGUCAUAAUUGAUGAAGUAGAAGAAUUCAGCAGACUGAAUCUGAAUAAGUGGUUGGAGAAAAUGAAUGAUGAUGAUCUGCAUAAAAUGGUUGUCAAGAAUUCAUUGAGACAGCCUCAACACAAAAACAUAGCAAGAUUGACUGCAAGAAAUUACAUUGAAGGAGUUUGUGUCAAAGGUUGUAAGAAGGGAUGGGAAAAGACACUGUUUGAGGUAGCUAAAAUGGAUUUUCUCAUCGGCGAUUUGCUGCAUCAAGAUGAAUUACUACAAAUUUCCAAGUGGUGUGACAAUGUUGGUAUAUGUGAGAAAUUAGAACGUGCGAGAAGGCAACCAGUGAAGUGGUACACAUGGGCUAUGGCUAGUCUAAUCAACAAUCCAAGCUUGCGACUGCAAAGAAUAGAGCUCACAAAGGCCAUUGCAUUUAUUUACCUAAUUGAUGAUAUCUUCGACCUAUAUGGAACAAUCGAUGAUCUAACUCUCUACACACAAGCCAUAAACAGGUGGGAGUAUGAUGCAAUCAUCACCUUACCAGAAUACAUGAGAAAUAGUUACAAAAACCUUCUCGAUACCAUCAACGGUAUAGCCCAAAAGGUCGAGCAAAAAUACGCUACUAAUCCUAUUGAUUCUCUUAAAGCAACGUGGGGGAGUUUAUCUCAAGCAAUGCUAGUGGAAGCAAGAUGGUUUAGAUCAAGAGAGCUGCCUACAGCAAAAGAGUAUUUGGAAAAUGGGAAAGUAAGUUCAGGAAUUCACAUUGUUAUGGUCCACUUAUUCUAUCUUUUAGGUCUUGGAAGAAAGCAACACCCUAUCAACUUAAAUGACACUUGUACCCUCACCUCGACCGUUGCUACUAUUCUUCGUCUCUACGAUGACUUAGGGAGUGCUAAGGACGAGCACCAAGAUGGUUCAGAUGGUUCGUACAUAAAAUAUUGCAUGAAUGAAGAAGCGGACUUGUCCGAGAAGGAAGCACGAAGACGUGUGGAGGACAUGCUGUCAAACCAAUGGAAAGUCAUAAACGAGGAAUGUUUACUACGUCUGAAUCACUCCUCAGUCUCAUGUUUCAGAAGGGGUUCUCUCAAUUUGGCAAGAAUGGUACCUCUAAUGUACACUUAUGAUGAAAAUCAAGGGCUCCCACUCCUCAAAGAACAUAUCAAUAAUACUAAGCUGUUCAACUAAUACCGAGACCCUCUAAAUAGUAGGACUGAGUCUAGCAACUCCUCUACUAACUAUGUCAUUAGCAAAUAGUAAAAUGUAUCAUCACUACUAAAAUGUUCAAUUGAGAGCAUACGUAUCAAUAAACUCAAGAACAAAAUAUGUCCUCGGCACAUAUGAUCUAUAGUCGUAAACAAGGCAAAAUAUUCAUUUGACCAAUAGUGCGAUGAAAUGUCCUACAACAUGGGAGGAAUUGAGAAAACAAAACCUACUUCUUUGAGGUCUUCUUCUUGGGGCCAGAACUAGCAGGCUGUGGCUUCGGGUGCUUCUCAGCCUCACUUGGGUCUAACCAAUUGAGGGAGUGGCGGUUGAACAAGGGCCAGUUGGGAACUGUAAGCAGAGACGUCAACACCACACCAGCUGCAUAGAUCAGCAUCAUCAUCUGAAAUGACCCCAACACAUAGCCCGUGAUGAAGGCCACCACAGCAAAACACACCAACAACACCUGCAUCAGGUGCUCUGCUAGCUUCUGCCCUUGCCAAUCCAUC
Molecule: messenger RNA, 2283 nt
Organism: Salvia miltiorrhiza (redroot sage)
Lineage: Eukaryota; Viridiplantae; Streptophyta; Magnoliopsida; Lamiales; Lamiaceae
Product: (3S,6E)-nerolidol synthase 1-like
Exons: 7
Coding region: 20-1759 (579 amino acids)
Molecular function (GO): terpene synthase activity; magnesium ion binding
Source: RefSeq, a predicted model, not a curated record